AUGAUACAGUUGCGGUCGAGGGCACAGUUGCCUAAGAUUAUUUGGAUUUACUUGGGAGUGACAGGAGUGAUCAAUGUGAUUUAUGUGACUUUGGUGCUGAUUGUGUCUCGAGUACAUUUAGUAGAAUCUCACGUACAAACGGAGGAUUUUCAAAUGGUUAUGUCGAAAGAAUGUGCUACGAUUAUCUUUCAUGCGUUUAUUGAUGUACAGAACAUCUUUUACUUGUUCUUGAAUGGAGUGAUUUCUUUCUUCUAUCUGUACUUGGUGCAGAUAUUCUGUAAGGCUUUGCGGUUCUUGGUUUUGGAGAUUUAUAUCUUUAAACAGGGACCUUACUCCUUGAUAGUUUGGGGGUAUAUGAUUCUGGCGUUCGUUAAGGUGGUUAAUGGACUGUUUUGGAUUGGACAGGCUAAAGUGUUUUUGUAUAAACGGACUUAUGUGAACUCGGAAGGAAGUGUCCAGGCUUCUUCUUAUUAUAGUGUUUACUAUAUGCUGCAAGGAUGUUCAAUUACUUUGCUGACUCAGAGUUUGUUCCAACUGUUCUUUAAUCUCUACUUGGAACCGUGUUCUACUAAAAACCAGAUCAAUGCGGCCGUUUCAGCUGGAAUUACCUUUCUGAGCUGGCACUUUCUGUGGUUGGAGAAGGGAUACAUGAAGAACAAACAAACAGUUUAUAUAUUGAAUGCACUGAAUUUAUGCCGGUUUAUCUUUAUCUUCUUGAUCUCAGGAGAAAGAAGGUACUUCUUAAAUUUGGUUCAUCGUGGAAAAACACCAUUAGAGAAGUUACAAGGCAUCUUUUUCCCUUGGAAAGAAGACAAGAAC
Nematocida homosporus is the source of this 819-nucleotide messenger RNA. RefSeq lists its product as uncharacterized. The transcript has a single exon. The annotation marks the transcript as partial. The record is from RefSeq and is a predicted model, not a curated record. NCBI's taxonomy places the organism in Eukaryota, Fungi, Microsporidia.